GUGAGCGGAAGUCACAUGGUUUGUUGCUGUGACUCGCUGCAGACACUCUCAGGCUCUCUGUUGAGCUGCAGCUACAUUCAGAACUCCAUUGGAAAUCCUGCUAAUUUAAAGCGCAGCUAAACGGCUAACUGACCCGCGGGCUACAGCAGCCGGAGUGCCGCUGAGCAAACUGCUACAGGCUAAUGAACCCAGUGUGAUGUAGGCGCUGCUUGCUCGGCCACCAUGGCCAGUGUCACGCUGAGGUACUUCUGCUACGGCUGCCUCGUCACCUCGGCCACCUGGUCCGUCCUGCUGCUCCUCUACUUCUCUCUGGGGGCCGAGCCCGGCCGCGGCAGGACCCCCUUGCAGCACCGCAGCCAGCCGAUCACCAGGGGCCUGGUAGAGCGGAGGGUGGGGCGCCGGCCUCUGCCGGCCAAUAAGGGAGCAGAGCUGUCGCCGGAGAUGGGGAUGAUAUUUAACGAAGCGGACCAGGAGCUGAGGGACUCUGGUUACCAUCGACAUGCCUUCAACGUCCUCAUCUCCACCAGACUGGGGGCGCACAGAGAGCUGCCCGACACCAGAGACCCCCAGUGUCGGGAUAAGGUGUACCCUCUGGCUCUACCUUCUGCCAGCGUAGUGAUCUGUUUCUUCAACGAGGCGUUCUCCGCCCUGCUGAGGACCGUCCACAGCGUGCUGGACCGAACGCCGGCCUUCCUGCUGCACGAGAUCAUCCUGGUGGACGACCACAGCGAACUCGAGGAGCUGAAGGACGACUUGGAUCUCUGCGUCAGGAAGGAGCUGCAGGGUCGAGUGAAGCUGGUGAGGAACCAGAGGAGGGAAGGACUCAUCAGAGGACGCAUGAUAGGAGCCUCACAUGCUACUGGUGAGGUGCUGGUGUUCCUGGACAGUCACUGUGAGGUGAACCAGGCGUGGCUGCAGCCUCUGUUGGCCCCCAUCCAGAGGGACCGGCGCACCGUCGUCUGCCCUGUCAUCGACAUCAUCUCCGCCGACACACUGUCAUACUCACCCUCUCCCAUCGUCAGGGGGGGCUUCAACUGGGGGCUGCACUUCAAGUGGGACCCCGUCCCCCCCGCUGAGCUCAACGGGCCUGAGGGAGCCACCGGACCAAUCAGGUCUCCCACCAUGGCUGGCGGCCUCUUCGCUAUGAACAGGAAGUACUUUAAUGAGCUCGGCCAAUACGACGCCGGCAUGGACAUCUGGGGCGGGGAGAACCUGGAGAUCUCCUUCAGGAUCUGGAUGUGCGGCGGGCAGCUGCUCAUCGUGCCCUGCUCCAGAGUCGGUCACAUCUUCAGGAAGAGGAGACCCUACGGCUCGCCGGGGGGGCAGGACACCAUGGCCCACAACUCCCUGAGGCUGGCACACGUGUGGAUGGACGAGUACAAGGAGCAGUAUCUGUCCCUGCGUCCGGAGCUACGUGAGCGCAGUUACGGGGACAUAGGUGAACGUGUGGCGUUGAGGAAGCGUCUGCAGUGUCACGCGUUUCGCUGGUACCUGGACACCGUGUACCCCGAAAUGCAGACCGUUGCCAAUGGGAACAAGCAGCAACCGGUGUUCAACAACAAGCUGAGACGAGCCAAAGUCCUGCAGAGAGGACGGCUCCGUAACCUAGCAACCGGGCGUUGUCUGGUGGCGCAGGGCCGAGCCAGUCAGAAGGGGGGGAUUGUUGUUCUGCGACCGUGUGACCCCCAAGACCCCGAGCAGGACUGGGCCUAUGAUGAGGAGGGUCAGCUGCUCCUCGCUGGUCUGCUGUGUCUGGAUGUUUCAGAGGUUCGGACCUUCGACCCCCCCCGACUGAUGAAGUGUCACGGCUCGGGGGGGUCGCAGCAGUGGAGCCUGGGGAAGUCUAACCGGCUGUACCAGGUGUCGGUUGGUCAGUGUCUGUCCGUUGCUCAACCAAUCGGGCCCAAAGGUGUAGUCUCCAUGGCGAUCUGCGAUGCGUCGGAGGCGCAGCAGUGGCAGCUCGAGGGCUGAGAGACGUUUUUAUUGACACUUUUAAUGUUCUCAAUCUUCUCUGUUUGUUCCUCUCAGGACGACUUUAAUGAACCAGCAGAUUUUAUUUAGUUUUAUGUUUUCAGCUCCAGAAUCCUGGAAUAUCCAGGGAUGUUUUACAUUUUGGAUCGAGGGUUUCCAGGAACCUGCAGGAUUGUAUUUUUCUGUGCCUGUUGAGAGAAAAGGAUGAACUAUGAACACUAAGCGCUGAUGUUUUAUUUAUUAAGAGAUUAUCACAUGUUUCUGCUUUUUAAACUAUCCUGGAUUCAUCAGCUGUGAAGGAGCCGAUGUUUUUACCUGUCAGGAACUUACCUGUGUGACGUCAGGAGGUGACAGUAUUACAGACGCUUUUAAAGUUUGUCUUUGUGUCGUUUCAUCAUCAAUAAAUCUUUAACAAAGA
Molecule: messenger RNA, 2389 nt
Organism: Cottoperca gobio
Lineage: Eukaryota; Metazoa; Chordata; Actinopteri; Perciformes; Bovichtidae
Gene: galnt11
Product: UDP-N-acetyl-alpha-D-galactosamine:polypeptide N-acetylgalactosaminyltransferase 11 (GalNAc-T11)
Exons: 12
Coding region: 223-1971 (582 amino acids)
Biological process (GO): protein O-linked glycosylation; regulation of Notch signaling pathway
Cellular component (GO): Golgi apparatus
Molecular function (GO): Notch binding; polypeptide N-acetylgalactosaminyltransferase activity
Source: RefSeq, a predicted model, not a curated record